Megachile rotundata (alfalfa leafcutting bee) is the source of this 533-nucleotide messenger RNA. RefSeq lists its product as uncharacterized. NCBI's taxonomy places the organism in Eukaryota, Metazoa, Arthropoda, Insecta, Hymenoptera, Megachilidae. The record is from RefSeq and is a predicted model, not a curated record.
ACUCUCGAACGAUGGCACACAACAACCAAACAGACGCGUACUCGUCGAUCAUCCGAUCGCAACUGCAGCCCUUCGGUGCCGUUGCCGGUUCUGUUGCCGGUGCCCGCGUGAAAGAGAGGGAGGGAGGAAGGAAGGGAAACCGGGAGGAAGCAAGACAGACGGAUACGGAAAAAAAGGGAGCGAGAAAGAGGUGUUAUCGAGACAGACGAGCCUCCCGCUGUUUCUCCAACGCGGUCACGUCGUCAAGGAACACCACGUGCAAACCGCCAAUGCGUACCGGCACGGCAACUGUGCACUGUAAAUACGCGCAAAAAGGUGCAUGCGCAGAAUACUGGAAACGCGGUGCGCAUGCGUAAGCGCACGCACCCACUGCGUAUAUAGGAUCAACACGAGCAAGUACAUCGGCCAUACACCCCCAUGGCCCGUGUCGGUGCUCUUCAGAACCCUCGCCAACCCCCUCCAUUCAUCCCCAGCACAUUCAGAGAGGAAAUCCCCUCGACUGCGAGGAUAUACCCUCCCGACAAACCCCUUAA